Cylicocyclus nassatus is the source of this 502-nucleotide messenger RNA. The record is from the annotation of a GenBank genome assembly. Lineage: Eukaryota; Metazoa; Nematoda; Chromadorea; Rhabditida; Strongylidae.
AUUCGUUCACUGCCUUCUCAUGCUGCCCGUUAUUGUAUAUCUCUCAUUCUUCCACAUAGCAAUAGGAUGUAGUCCUGAUGGUGUCUAUCCUGGAAUCGGUAUGCCCGGUAUUGGGGUUUCUGGCGUUGGAAUUCCCGGUGUUGGAUAUCCCGGUUACGGAAUUCCUGGUGCAGGGAUGCCUGGUGCCUAUGGUGCAAGCGGACCAGCAAUGAUUUCUUUGUUCACUGAUAUACAGUACAAUGAAUCACCGAGCACUCGUGAGCAUAUAAACAAUAUAAGAAACCAGAUUGCUGGAGUGCUGAGGGGUUACGCGGCUCCGUAUGGUGGUGGUAGCUUCGUAAUUACUCCUCGAAAUUCAAAUGGUAGACUAGCUGUUGAUGUAUCAGUACCAUUUGUAUACUGCAAUAUGCUGCCAAUGGUUCUUCCCCAAGUCAAGAGCCGAUACACACAAGUAAGAACAAUUGGCUAUCGAUGUAAUGGAGGAUCCAUACAAUACAUUUGA